AUGCAGAGCACAGACCUGGGCAACAAGGAGAGCGGCAAGAUAUGGCACCGCAAGCCCUCCCCGGCCGCUCGGGACGGAAUUAUAGUGAACAUCGUUCACAACACUUCUGAUUACCUUCCCAAAGUUUUGCGAUUUUUGAAUGUGGCUUUUGAUAGCACGGGUGACUGUUUAAUUGCCGGGGACCAUCAAGGAAAUAUCUAUGUUUUUGACUUGUCUGGAAACAGGUUUAACCUUGUUCAGCGAACAGCGCAAGCUUGCACAGCUCUGGCCUUUAAUCUCUGCAGGAAGUCUGAAUUCCUUGUGGCAUUAGCUGAUUAUUCUAUUAAAUGUUUCGAUACAGUCACCAAGGAGCUGGUUAGCUGGAUGAGGGGGCACGAAUCGUCGGUAUUUUCAAUCUCCGUGCAUGCAUCUGGGAAAUAUGCCAUCACUACUUCUUCUGACACAGCACAGCUGUGGGACUUGGACACCUUCCAGAGAAAAAGAAAGCUGAAUAUCCUCCAGUCUGUGGGGAUUCAGAAGGUUUUUUUCCUACCGUUAAGUAACACCAUCCUCAGCUGUUUUAAAGAUAACUCCAUCUUUGCCUGGGAAUGCGAUACUCUUAUUUGCAAAUACCAACUGCCAGCUCCACCUGAAAGCUCCACUAUACUCUACAAAGUGUUCGCUGUGACCAGAGAUGGUCGAAUCCUGGCUGCUGGGGGCAAAUCAAAUCAUCUUCAUCUGUGGUGCCUGGAAGCUAAACACCUAUUUAGAAUUAUACAGAUGCCCACGAAAGUUCGAGCCAUUCGCCAUCUAGAAUUUCUUCCUGAUAGUUUUGAUGCUGGUUCUAAUCAGGUUCUUGGAGUGCUAAGUCAGGAUGGUAUUAUGAGGUUUGUUAAUACACAGACUUGUAAACUUCUCUUUGAAGUUGGGAGCCUUGAUGAAGGAAUUAGUUCUUCAGUAAUUAGCCCACAUGGACGGUACAUUGCAUCUAUUAUGGAAAAUGGAAGUCUGAACAUAUACUCAGUUCAGGCUUUAACAAAAGAAAUAAAUAAGCCACCUCCUCCUUUAGUGAAAGUGAUUGAAGAUUUGCCUAAGAAGAAAGUGAAUUCUGGUGAUCUUAAGGUGAAGGUGACGUCAGGAAGAAUACAGCGGCCGGCAAAAUCAAGAGAAAGCAAAGCACAAACCAGGAUAUUGAAACAAGACCUGGCUGGCAAUUUUGAAAAUAAAGAGAAUGAAUUGUCAGAUGGAUUAAAUAAAAAGCGUUUACAAAUCUUACUAAAAAGCUAUGGUGAAUAUCCAACAAAAUACAGAAUGUUCAUUUGGCGUUCUCUGCUACAACUGCCUGAAAAUCACACUGCGUUCAGCAGCCUUAUAGAUAAAGGUAUUCAUGUGGCAUUUCUCAACCUUCAGAAGAACUAUCCUAUCAAAAGCAGGAAACUACUCAGAGUAUUACAGAGAACCCUGUCUGCAUUAGCUCACUGGUCCACCAUCUUUAGUGACACACCGUAUCUUCCACUCUUGGCAUUUCCAUUUGUAAAAUUAUUCCAGAACAACCAGCUCGUCUGUUUUGAAGUUGUUGCUACUCUUAUAAUCAAUUGGUGUCAACACUGGUUUGAAUAUUUUCCUAAUCCUCCUAUCAAUAUUCUUAGUAUGAUAGAAAAUGUUUUGGCAUUUCAUGACAAGGAGCUCCUGCAACACUUCAUAGAUCAUGAUAUAACUUCCCAGCUGUAUGCAUGGCCUCUUCUUGAAACUGUGUUCUCAGAAGUACUGACAAGAGAGGAGUGGCUCAGAUUAUUUGAUAAUGUCUUUUCCAACCAUCCUUCAUUCCUCCUGAUGACCGUCGUGGCCUACAACAUAUGUUCUAGAGCUCCUUUGCUCCACUGUAAUCUCAAAGAUGAUUUUGAGUAUUUUUUCCACCAUCGGAAUAACCUGGAUAUAAGUGCUGUAAUUAGAGAAGUUUAUCGUCUCAUGGACACCACGCCCACUGACAUUCAUCCAGACAGCAUGCUUAACGCUUUUGUGGCGCUGACAAAGGGGCAAUACCCAGUAUUCAAUCAAUACCCAAAGUUCAUUGUGGACUAUCAGACACAGGAACGAGAGAGAAUAAGGAAUGAUGAAUUGGAUUACUUAAGAGAGAGGCAGACGGUUCAAGACAUGCAAGCUGAGGUGGACCAGCAAAGAGUUGAAGAUGAAGCUUGGUACCAAAAACAGGAACUGCUUCGUAAAGCUGAAGAAACAAGGAGAGAAAUGCUCUUACAAGAAGAGGAGAAGAUAAUACAACAAAGACAGAGACUGGCUGCUGUCAAGAGAGAGCUGAAAGUAAAGGAAAUGCACCUCCAAGAUGCUGCCAGAAGGCGUCUUCUGAAGCUUCAGCAAGAUCAACAGGAAAUGGAGCUGAGAAGACUGGAUGAUGAGAUGGAGAGAAAGGUACAUAUGAGAGAUCGAGAAAUUGCUGCCACAGCCAAAGACCUAGAAAUGAGACAUCUGGAACUUGAAUCACAGAAGAGACUUUACGAGAAGAAUCUCGCUAGAAAUCAAGAAGCUGUUGCAAAAGAAAUGCGAGAAGAUGCAGAUGCCUAUAGACGAAAAGUGGAUCUUGAAGAAAACAUGUUUCAUAGACUGAUAGGAACAGACCAAACUCAGAAUGAGAAAACUCAGAAGUUAAUUGAAGAAAAUUUGGCAAAAGCUGAGCAAGCGUGUCUAAAUACUGACUGGCGAAUUCAAGCUUUACAUAAACAAAGAUGCAAUGACCUACACCGAAAUGAAUGUUACCAGGAAAUGGCCAAACUCCUUUGGAAAAACAGAAGGAAAGAAAUAGAAGUAUUAGAUGCAAUGAUGGAGGCGGAAGCUAAAAAGUGGGAGGAAGCUGAAGAAAAAGACUUUCAUUUGAAAUCAGAAAAGAAAGCUGCUGCUCUUUCAGAUGCAUCCAGAAAGUGGUUUCUAGAGAAGGAGAUAAAUGAUGCUGCAGAACACGCCCAACACCUGUGUGGCAGAGUAAUGCCCAAGGGCCAGAAUGAACAGGUCGCCUUAAGCUGUUUGCCUAGAACCUCACAAUCAAAUGACAUUUCUUCAGUGGAGUCCCUGACACAGAUUUCAUUAAACCAAAGAAGAACACAUUGGGACACCAUGGAACGGGAUCUAAUGGAGAAAGUGAGAAAUCUUCGCCAGAGACUCACCGCCCAGGCUCGUAACAGAUGCCAGACGCCUCCUGUUUUGGCCACAUAGGAGGCUGGUCACCUUGAGAUAGUCAGAGAGCGAGAUACCUAUUUUGCAAUCAGUGACACUGAUUUUCAGAUUACUUAUUUUUAAAUUCUUAUAAAGAUUAACCUUUUGUAUGAAAAAUGUGUGUAUAAAAAUGAUGUGUUCUAUUUAAUUCUGUGCUUUGGGGCUUGUAAAUGGCUUAUUGUACUUUUCACAAUAAAAAUAAAAAUUGAAGCUUUUUAAA
Molecule: messenger RNA, 3424 nt
Organism: Vicugna pacos (alpaca)
Lineage: Eukaryota; Metazoa; Chordata; Mammalia; Artiodactyla; Camelidae
Gene: TBC1D31
Product: TBC1 domain family member 31
Biological process (GO): cilium assembly
Cellular component (GO): ciliary basal body
Molecular function (GO): protein binding
Source: RefSeq, a predicted model, not a curated record